AUGUCAAAUAAUAAGCGUGCCAAAUAUAGUAAUUUUCAAAAAACUCGCGAUAAAAUGCCGAAGAGCAAAAUUAAUCAUGGCCCCUGUUCUAUCUAUAAUUGUGAUAAAAGCUCUAAUGAUUUUCGAUGUUUAAGUAACUUGGCUAUAAGAAAAGCAUCCGCUAAAGGAAAUCUUCGCUUGUAUCCUUAUUUGCAACCCGGUUAUCAAAUUUGUAGUCCACAUUAUACGGCUAUUGUUGAAAAUCAAUUACCUGAACCAACAUCUGCGCCCGCACAAGCAUUUAUUCCAACAACAUUACCAGUUAAACCAUCAAUUGAAUUAUUGCUUACUCCAACUGAAUUUUCACAGUCUGAUAAUGAAUUGCCAAACUAUUAUAAAACAUCCGAUGACUAUGAAACAACAGAUGAUGAGCAUUUAAAUAAUGAAUCGGUUGUUUCUCAAGAACAUGUAUCUAAAAAAAAACGAAAUUGUGGAAUGAAUUUAAAAACUACUUUAGAAAAGAAGCAUCUUAAAUAUAUUGAACGAGUUGGUGGUUUUGCAGUAUCCGGUGGAGCUCCACUUGUCAAAAUAGUAGCACAAGAACUUUUCCCAGACAAGUUUACAGAAAAUACAAAAUUUUCUUAUUCUAAACUUAGUUCCAAUCAAUCAAAAAGACUUAAUGAUGAACUAUCGACAAGGUCUAAGUGGAAGAUUGAUCAAAAAUGUUUAUGCAUACAUAGUUCAGUGUGUGAAAUAUAUACUGACCAAAUUGAACGAUUAUGCGCGAAAUGUAUCUUACUUACAAAGGAUCCAAAUGCACUUUCUAAACCCAUGCCGAAACCAGAAAAUCGACGCUUCACACCAAAAUUUUAUUUUAGAAAUAAUCUGAUUUUGAAAUUUCUUGGAAAUCUACAUAUAAAAGAACUCUGGACUUCAAUUUCUAAUACCAAUGAAAAUAACUCAGCUCUUGCAUCAAAAUCUGGCGAAUGUAUGUCUGACACAAGUAUAUGUUUAGAAAAUAUGGCAUGCUUUAAAAGAUUAGCCGAUUCUAUGAACUAUAAAGGGCCAGUUAUUGCAAUGACAGAUAAUACUAAAGUUUAUCCCCGUCUUGGCUAUUUCGCAAAUCUUGGAUGUAUUAUUGGUUCUGUUUUUUCGCUUGACCAAACAAUGGUUAAUGAUUAUAAUGAAGCAGAAUCAGUUAUUCAAAAUAUAAUUUCGAACAAUGCAAUAGCAAAGCAAGUUCGUUUGUAUUUACUUCAAAAUUUGUUACGAAUUAUUGUUCAUUCUGAAGUAGAAAAGGAUUAG
Molecule: messenger RNA, 1284 nt
Organism: Dentiscutata erythropus
Lineage: Eukaryota; Fungi; Glomeromycota; Glomeromycetes; Diversisporales; Gigasporaceae
Source: the annotation of a GenBank genome assembly